Molecule: messenger RNA, 1689 nt
Organism: Aspergillus terreus NIH2624
Lineage: Eukaryota; Fungi; Ascomycota; Eurotiomycetes; Eurotiales; Aspergillaceae
Exons: 2
Coding region: 1-1689 (562 amino acids)
Biological process (GO): amino acid transmembrane transport
Cellular component (GO): membrane
Molecular function (GO): amino acid transmembrane transporter activity
Source: RefSeq, a predicted model, not a curated record
AUGUCCCCCGAGAUCUCCGACAAGUCCUCCCCCGAAGCCCGGCCCAAUUGCGAAUCGGAAAUUUCUACAGGUCAUGUCUUGGGAGACAAUGAUGCGGAUGGGCUGCAGCGUAGACUCUCCCAGAGACCUAUCCAGCUCAUCAGUAUCGGCGGCUCCAUCGGCACUGCAUUGUUCGUGACCAUUGGAGAGGCCCUCACCAAAGCAGGCCCAGCCGGCCUUUUACUUGCCUAUGCGGUUUACAACAUCAUGCUGGCGAUGGUCAACAACUCCAUGGCAGAAAUGGCUACAUAUAUGCCAGUGAGCGGCGGGUUCAUCCGUCUAGCCUCGAAAUGGGUCGAUGACGCCGUUGGGUUCAUGGUGGGCUGGAACUUCUUCAUCUACGAAGCGCUUCUGAUCCCAUUCGAAAUCACGGCAGUGACACUGGUACUGUCCUUUUGGCGUGAUGAUAUUCCGCCGGAGGCUGUCUGCGUUGCCUGUAUUGUUCUUUAUGCUUUACUGAAUAUCCUAGUCGUGAAAGGCUAUGGCGAGUCCGAGUUUUGGCUCUCCAGCGGCAAGGCCAUCUUGAUGUUUAUGCUUUUUGGCUUUACUUUUGUCACCAUGGUAGGCGGGAAUCCAAAGCAUGACCCAUAUGGAUUCCGCCACUGGAAUCACCCUGGUGCGUUUGUCGAGUAUCUUCACUCUGGAUCUCUCGGACGGUUCGAAGGGUUCCUUGCUGCUCUGUGGAACGCCUCCUAUACGUGUGUCGGACCCGAAUACAUCUCGAUGGUCGCUGCUGAAGCAAAACACCCUCGAAUAUACAUCAAGAACGCUUUUAAAACGGCCUACUGGCGCUUCGGAAUCUUCUUUAUUGGUAGCGCUCUGUGCGUCGGCAUCCUCGUUGCCUAUAACGAUCCUACCCUGAUCGCAGUCAACUCGGGUCAGUCUGGAGGGUCAGGCACGGCUGCAGCCUCACCGUACGUGAUCGCAAUGAACAAUCUUGGUGUCGGCGUUCUCCCUCAUAUAGUCAACGCACUUCUUGUGACCACGAUCUUCUCCGCCGGCAACACCUACUUCUAUGCCGCGUCGAGGAGUCUGCACGGGCUUGCAGUCGAUGGUAAAGCGCCUGGUUUCUUAAAACGGUGCACUAAAGGGGGCGUCCCCAUAUAUUGCGUGGCUAUGACCCUCGCAUUUCCCUUUCUUUCCUUCCUGCAGUUGUCCAACAGCGCAGCCCAGGUGCUCACCUGGCUGAUUAACCUGUGCACUGCAUCUGUCAUGAUCAAUUACAUGGUGAUGUGCGGAACGUACAUCUCUUUCUACCGGGCAUGUAAAGCGCAGGGUUUUGACCGUUCAAACCUCCCCUACCAAGGAUGGUUCCAGCCCUGGUGCGCGUACAUUGGCCUGGGGUGGAUGUUCCUCAUUGUCACCUGUUACGGGUACGAGAGCUUCACGCCAUGGGAUGUCACUGGGUUUUUCACGCACUACACUAUGCAGAUCUUUGCUAUCUUUCUCUUCUGCGGAUGGAAGCUUCUCAAAAGGACGCGUCAUGUGCGGCCUCAUGAAGUUGAUAUAUACUGGGAUGCGGAUAAGAUUACGAUGUACGAGCAGGCAGCUACGGUAACGGACCCUCCUGUUGGUUUUUGGAGGGAGAUCGCACAGCCCUUCCUGCCUAGCGGUCUAUCUGUUCGUGCGCAUAGGGACACCACAGCUUGA